Messenger RNA from Musca domestica (house fly), 2561 nucleotides. RefSeq names its product 45 kDa calcium-binding protein-like. Bases 755 to 2128 code for a protein of 457 amino acids. Gene Ontology annotation, molecular function: calcium ion binding. The transcript has 3 exons. Gene Ontology annotation, biological process: calcium-ion regulated exocytosis. NCBI's taxonomy places the organism in Eukaryota, Metazoa, Arthropoda, Insecta, Diptera, Muscidae. Gene Ontology annotation, cellular component: endoplasmic reticulum. The record is from RefSeq and is a predicted model, not a curated record.
AGUGCAAAUAAUUAAAAUAAAAAUCAUAAUAACAUGAGUCCAUAGACUAUUGGAGUUCAACCAAAUAAACUCAAACACCAAUUCCCCCAAAUGAUAUGACAAUAAAAUCGAUUUUUUUUUUCGUACCCAGAAAAACUUACUUUAAAAAUUCACAAUUUUUGUCGACUAAUUAAAAACAUUGCCUUGCCAGAAGUUUGAAAGUUCAAACCAUAAAAAAUUACUGCCUUUCCUCAAAAAAAAAAAAAAAAACACACACACACUGGGCACAAAAAACGGAACUUGAUGGUCAUUAAAAGCACACAGGCCAUUACAAAUUCAACAUCGUCAUCUUCCCUUUUUUUUGAGCCAUUCGCACUCACUUUCACGGCUAUUGAAAGAGAACAGCAACCAAAAAAUAGCCGACUAAUUGACAAACGUCCUUUGCAGUCAGCCAGUCAGUCAUCCAAGCAGCUGCACCAACAGCCUACAGCGGCAGCAGCAGCAUCCUCGUCAUCACCAUCAUCAGAAAUUACAACACUAAUUACGAAAAUUGCCUGCGUCAAGGGAAACUGAACUGAACUGAACCGAACCACGCCGAACUGCAAAAGUGCCAACCAUUUUGGACACCCAACAUUACUGACCAGCAAACUUGCCACUGACGCUGCCAGCCACGUGGGUCACGGUGACAUUGACCAAACACUCCAACGAACGAACGAACGAACCGGGGGAAACAAAGAAACCAAACCCAAACAAAAGCGAACAAAAAACAUUGCCCAUGAAAUUACUUUCCCUGCUACUUGCCAGCAAACACUCACACACACACUCGCACUCGCACACACACCACAGCAGAGACAUGUCCCUUUUAAAUAAGUUAAGUAAAAAACUGCGCUGGCUGCGAUGGUCAACCGUAUUCGCCAUUCUCUUUUACAUGUUCUUCAUCGGCGUGAUAUUGCAUUCGACCACCUACAAAUUACAGCAUUCCUUGAAAAACAAUCAACAGCAUCGACAGAGCCAACCACCUGACCAGCAAAUGCCAGGACAGCACCACCAACACAGUCUCAGCCACAGCCAUCAACGUAAUGACGAGGAAUUUGCCACCCUCUACGAGGACAUGAAGUCGGCGACACAUCAGGCAGCCGGGACAGGCAUCGGCGGCAGCAGCAGCAGUGUGUUAACGGACACCCUGACAAGAAGUGCUGUGCUGCCAGUGGCACCCAUGGAAGCAGCAUCACUGGCCUCGUCCUCAUUAGCCACCGCCAGCAAACAGGAAAAGAAAAACCCCUCGUCCUCCUCCUCCUCCUCCACAUCGUCGGUAGCAUCACCGGAAACUGUGAUAUUGGUGGCAAGUUCCGCUAAUGAGAAACAUAUUUUGGAAAAGGCUUUCAAGAGAGCCGAUCGCAAUCACGACAACUUCCUGACCAUCAAAGAGUUGGGACAAUAUAUCAACAAGAACAUUGUGGAUCACAUUGAUGAAGCCAUACAACUGAAUCCUCGAGAAUUUCGUCGUGUUGACAUAUCCCCCGCUGAUGGUCUGGUAACCUGGGAAGAAUAUCAUCGUUAUUUUCUCAAAGAGCAUGGCAUGACGGAGGCCGAUAUCGAUGAGCACAACGAAAUAAAACACACCGCCUUGAAUCGUAAGGCUCGAGAAGAUAUGAUGCGUGACAAGGCCCGUUGGUCGGAAGCAGCCCGCACUGAUCUCUUCACGCUCACCAUUGAUGAGUAUCUCUCGUUUCGUCAUCCCGAAUCAAGUAUAAGUAAUCUCUUGGAGCUUGUCGAUGAUUUACUAAGGCAAUUUGAUCAGGAUGGUGACGAUCAGUUGAGCAUAGAAGAGUUUUCGGAGGUGAAUGUGGCCGAUGAUGAUGAUCUGAUACGAAAAUCGUUGAUAUCGAAAACGGUUGUAGAGAGGAGAGAGGAAUUUAAGAGAAUCAUUGAUAAGAAUCAAGACGGCAAAGCAGAUCGUGGAGAGUUGUUGAACUAUGUGAAUCCCAAGACGCCACGUUAUGCCCUGCAGGAAGCGGCAACGCUUUUCAGUUUGUGCGAUGAAGAUCGUAAUGGCAAGCUGACGCUGAAAGAGAUCCUCUCGAAUGCUGAAAUCUUUCUCACCUCCAAAAUGAUUGAUACUGCACAGAGUUUCCAUACCGAAUUUUGAAUUUAAUAUGCUGUAGAUCAAACUAUUCUCUCUAGAAUACUAUUGUUAAAAUGUACUACAAAAAGAAACUACUAUCUCUCUCUGUGACUCGAACAUAUCCAUUCUGAAGUAAUUUGUAGUUUUUUUUUUUUUUUGUUAUGAAAUAGAAAAAUAUUAUAAAAUUGGAAGGUCAGUGGAGGAGGCUACAUAGAAAAUUUUAAGGAAAUUUCAUUGCGAAGAAUGAGAGCUUUAAAUUUGCUAAAUUCAACAAUUCGCUAUCCUUAAAAAUCCAUACUGAAAGAUGCAUACGAUAAAUGUCCUUGCCAUUGACCUCCCAUCAUUAAAUUGUCUUACACUUGUAAUUUAUAUUCAUUGUAAAUAUAUUUAAAAAAAUAUAUAUUAUAAAAUUUAUAUAUUUUUUUAACAUUCUGUCUUUGUUAAGUUUGCUUUUUUU